Messenger RNA from Closterium sp. NIES-65, 1914 nucleotides. The record is from the annotation of a GenBank genome assembly. NCBI's taxonomy places the organism in Eukaryota, Viridiplantae, Streptophyta, Zygnematophyceae, Desmidiales, Closteriaceae.
AUGCCAGGAGGUGUGGGUGGUGGUGCGGGAGGCAUGACCGGCUACGGGGGAGGUUUGGGUGGUGCCGCGGCUCCGGGAGGUGGUGGUGGUGGUUCGGGCGGUUUCGGUCCGGGUGGUGCUGGUGCGGGUGCUCCUGGGGGCGGUGCGGCUGGAGCGGGUGGUCCUCCGGGCGUUGGUGGCGUGGGUUCGAUUCCCGCCGGCGGUGCUGGCGCGGGUUCGGGUUUCCCUGCGGGUGCAGCACCCCCGGGCGCGCAGGGCAUGGGCGGAAUGGGCGCAGCGGACGCGGCCGCGCUCGCCAAUAUGAACCUCAUGAUGAUGGCGGGGAUGGGUGGCAUGGGGGGGAUGGGCGGAAUGGGCGCAAUGGGCGGGAUGGGGGGGAUGCAAGGAAUGGCGGGGAUGGGGGGCAUGCCGGGAAUGGGGGGAAUGGCGGGGAUGGGGGGAAUGGGCGGGAUGGGGGGCCCGGGGGGGGCGAUGAUGGGCGCGGGCGGGAUGGGGAUGAUGGGCGGGGGUCCGGGGGCGGGGAUGGGGGGGGGCGCGGGGAUGAUGGGCGGGCGCGCAGGUGCGCGGCAGAUCCCGGUGGUGAAGCUGCGCGGGCUGCCGUUCCGCGUGGAGGAGGGGGACGUGGCGGACUUCUUUGCGGGGCUCGAGAUCGUGGACGUUCUAUUCGUGCGCAAGGAGCAUCGCCUCGUGGGGGAAGCGUUUGUGCUCUUCGCCUCCACUCUCCACUCCGAGCUUGCACUACAGGUGGGUGGGCGCGAGGUGGGCGCGGGAUGGGCGCGGGGGAUGGACGCGGGAUGGGGGCAGGUGGGAUGGGGGCAGGUGGGAUGGGGGCAGGUGGGAUGGGGAAGGUACAUGGAGCGCAACAAGAUGCACUUGGGGCGGCGGUACAUCGAGCGCAACAAGAUGCACAUGGGGCGGCGGCACAUUGAGCGCAACAAGAUGCACAUGGGGCGGCGGUACAUCGAGGUGUUCCGCGCCAAGAAGGCGGAGUUUUACAACGCCAUCGCCAACGAGGUGGCGCAGGACGGGGGGACCUACCACGGCGGGGGCCAAGCCAACCUUUUCUCCAUCCCUUACCCCCAUCCCUACCUCCCCCCCCGCCCCUCUUUCCGCCCCCACACCCCCGACCCCCACCCCUUCGUGCUCUCCCUUCUCCCCCUUCUGGUUUUUUCUGUUCACUCGCUCACUCGCGUUUAUGCUGCUGUUUUGCCUUGUCACAGCCAACCUUCUCUGCUUACCUUACCCCUCUCCCCCCCUCUCCCCCCCUCCCCCCCCCCCCCGCUGUGCUCUCCCUUCUCCCCCUUCUGGUUUUUCCCAUUCACACAAUCACUCGCGUUUAUGCUGCUGUUUUGCCUUAAAGCAGAGUGCCGCAAUGUCAUAGCCAACUUUUCUUUUCUUCCCCCGCCAUCCUUCUUCCCCCGCCAUCAUUCUUCCCCCCCUCCCCGUGCUCUCCCGACUCCCCAUUACACCUUUGUUGCUUAUUCUGCAGAAGAUAGAGGGGGGCGGGGGGAGCGGGGGUAUGGGGGCGAGGGCAUGGGCGGGCAUGCACAUGCGGCCUAUGGGGGAGGCGGAGGGGGAGGGGGAGGGGGAGGGCGCGGGGCCGAGGGGGGAAUAGGCCCCGCAGCGCGGGAAUCAAGUAUUGUGAAGAUGAGGGGUUUGCCGUUCUCCGCCACUAGUAAGGACAUUCUCGAAUUCUUUGGCGAGUACCCUCUGGCAGACGCAGCAGUGCACAUCAUCACCAACAGUAUCGGCCGCCUCACAGGGGAGGCCUUUGUGGAGUUUGGCUCCACGGAUGAGGCGAGGGCGGCGCUGGGCAAGGACCGGGAGCGCAUGGGCACGAGAUAUAUCGAGCUUUAUUUGUCGUCGCGGGAUGAAGCGACAAGGAUAGCCACGCGGGCGAGCACUCAGAGAUGA